CCUGAAUUCGCGGUAGAAUUCUUUUUUCUUUAUUUAUUUACCAUUCCAAGCGGAGUGAACAAUAGUCUGCUUCAUAACCUCAUAUUUUCCAUAAUCUCCUUGAUCAAAUUCUAUCUCUCGGAACCCUCGUCGCGACGAUUCUUCGAACAUAUACGUUCCGCACCACAUACGCACAUUAUUACAAUGAUAUGGUCAUCAUCCUUGAUCAUAACGAGUCUGCUCUGCAUCUCACCAGUCCAAGCUGCCGACGACAACAGAACCUGUUAUAACCCCGAUGGAUCACAGGCAUUGUACGAUGUCCCUUGCACAUCCAACGCUACCACGUGGUGUUGUAACAAAAACGACGUCUGCAUGUCAAAUGGUUUAUGCUACUUGCAAGAAAAUGGAGGAUUCGCACUCUCCCGCGCAAGCUGUACUGAUAGCUCUUGGAAUGCAGAGGGUUGUUAUCAAUACUGCUGGGAAAUAAACCCGAGCUCAGGAUUCCCUAUCGUCGCCGCUUCAUAUGACGGAAAUUCCACAACGUACUGCUGCGGUACCGCAAGUUAUGAUAAUGGCGCAGUUACCUGCGGACAUGGAACCGCCUCAGUACCAGCAGGGACAGCCAUGCCGGGAGUAGCAGCCCUUGCUGUUUCUUCUUCAUCCACGGCGUCUCCUGCUUCCAACAAUUCCAUUUCCAAUCCCAGUUCCAAUUCGAGCCACUGCAGCACGUCCAACUACUCAUCACGCGGUACGGUCAUCGGGGUCGGUGUGGGCGUCCCCCUCGGCGUUAUUGCCAUUGCGUCGAUCGCGUGGGCGUUCUGGGAGCGUCGCAGUCGACUAAAAGCAGUGUCGCAGAGAUCAGAGAUGGAAGUUCAGGGUCUAUCCGGUUUUGGUGGCCACUUCACGGAUAGCGUCGCUCCCGCAGAGUUGGCUCAUAACCCUGUCUCGGAGUUAUGUAGUCAGAAGGGUCAUGAUACUCGGAAUUACAGCUAAUGGUUCUUUUCAGAGGCGUGGCUUUCGGGGAUUGAGAUGAACACAGACGUCCUCUUGCUCAUCGCUGUGCAGGUUGGCAGAUAUAUGUAUAUAAUUAUUAGGUGGUAUAUAAUGCAGGCUACAUCGGCAUCUGUGGCCAGUUUCUGUUUCAGUGCCUUGGAUUACUAUUUUCAAAUAUAUCGGCAGAAGAGGCCAGACUGCUAUUUAUACCCGGCAACAUCUCUUUGCCAAAGGUUGAAUAGUUAUCGGUAUCGACGCUGGUUGUGGGUGAGAGUCCAGCCUGUAAAUACUAUGGCGGAGUUAAAGUGAAGUCGAAAGAGAAUAUAAGGGCAAAU
This is a messenger RNA of Paecilomyces variotii, 1307 nucleotides long. RefSeq lists its product as hypothetical. NCBI's taxonomy places the organism in Eukaryota, Fungi, Ascomycota, Eurotiomycetes, Eurotiales, Thermoascaceae. Bases 184 to 972 code for a protein of 262 amino acids. The record is from RefSeq and is a predicted model, not a curated record. The transcript has 2 exons.